GUGAUCACGCCUGGGUCGGCCGUCACCAUGGGGGACAUUUACCUGUAUCCCAUCUUUUUUGAGUGCGCCAGUCUGGACGCAGAGAGGCAGAAGAAAACCGAGAGAUACUUUAACGUGAGUCGCAAAUCCGGAGGAGGGGACUGCGGCCCGAUAACCAACGUACACGGUGACGUGUACAGCAUCUCUUUCAAUAAAAGAGAGGCUCAAGAAAGAGUCUUGCAGAAAUCUGUACAUGUGUUGGACUUCGCGGGGGUUCCCCUGGUACUGACUGUGAGAAGCACCCCGGGACCUUCCACCGACCCUCCCAUCACAUCCUCGGCUACAAGCAAGUCAUAUAGCCCAAACCUGGACCCGACAUCAUCACAGCAGACACAGCCGUCAAGUCUCACCUCAAGCCGGCUAACAAGAGACGAAGACUAUGAACUGCGACUUGAUUCUCACCUGCUACGUUAUCUGAACGAGUGCCCCCACGCUAAGAAAGAACUAGAUAAGGGACUCACCUCUGUGGCCUGCUCGGCCCAGCUGUACCCAGAGGAGGACAGGGUUCUAGUUAGCCGGUUAGCUCAAGCUGGUGCUGCAGUCAGUAACUGGAGAGCCGAGGUAGACAAGCUCUUUGGUGGCUACCUGUGCCACUAUGAGGCGGACCCUCACAAGGUUAAAGCCCUGCUUCAGCCCUGCAGCACUCGUCAGGCCACAAGUGAGGUGAAGGUGUACAGCGAUGUUGGGAUGGUCGUUGUGGUUGGGGAGCGUUCUCAAGUCAACGCCAGGUUGAUGGAUAUUAACGACUCGCAUGUUAAGCGACGGUCAGGUCACGUGAAGCAAAAGAGGACCUGUCGACUGGGUGAGGCUAAGCUCCGCCUCCUCUGGAAAGAAAUUGAGCAAAGAUUGGAACAAGAUUUUCCCGAAGUGAAGGUCACGCAGGAAGCUGCAGGUCAAAUAGUUUUGGAAGGUUCUGUCGAAGAGAUUCUUAAGGCUGGAGAUUGUAUCUCUCAGCACGAGAAACUUGUUUUAGAAAGGACCGUUUCUAACAUGAGCCCACGUCUUUUGUCCUUCUUAAGAAAGGCAUACAGUGGCCCAGGUGAGCUAUGGGACUUUUUAGGGGUUGGUGGUAAAGUGGAAAUUGAAUUACGAGACACAGAGGUACGUUUCUUUUCUGUCUCUGCCAAUAAACUGGAUGACUUGGGAAAAAAAAUCCAAGAAAUGUUCAAGGAAGUCAAGAUUGAUAUCCCUAACUGCUCCUCACUGCCGGCUGAUCUUUGUGAAAAGCUAAAGUCAAAGACAAUUGAGAUGAACCAGGGCCAUUACAGGGCUCAGGUUGUGUUUGGCCCUGACAGCAUGGUGUGCCUAUUGGGCCAAACCAAAGAGGUUCAAGAGCUGAAUCAAGUUGUCGUCCAGUUUAUUUCGGAUGAGUUUAGCACUGUCGAUUGCCAAGUCAAUCUUCCUUACCCAGAGUUAGUCAAGGGGUUACCAGAAUUUCUAAAGCUGCAUAGUUUUGAUAGUUCAGGGGUCACAAUCCAUCCUUUAACAUCUUCAUCUCAGCCCACAGUGGUCCUGAAAGGUCCACCCGGAAAGGUGACUGAGGUCAGUAACAGGCUUGGUCCAUUUCUGAAAACCCUUGUGCAGGAUAGAGUGACCAUUGCUCUACCAGGGGCAGGAAGGUAUUUCGAAAGUGCCUCUGGAAGAGAUGCCAUUUUAAGUGUUGCUCAUUCUCAGAAGUGUCUCAUACAGCUUCAAGAACAACCUCACGCUACAAGACAGAUUUUGGCAUCUGGUGCAGGACUAAGUGAAGUAAACACAACAGUUGCUAGCUACAGCCUUCGUGAUGGGUUCCAGGUGCUGGUGCGUCAGGGUGACAUCACAAAACAGGAAGCUGAUGUCCUGGUGAACGCUGCCAAUGAAGAUCUGGAGCACAAAGGAGGGGUCGCUGCUGCUUUAAGUAAAGCAGGUGGCCCUGAGGUGCAGAAGGAGUGCAGAGCUAUAGUGAAGCAGCGGGGAAAAGUUCCUACAGGUCAUGUAGUGGUGACCACAGGGGGGAACUUAAAUUGCAAAAGUCUGCUGCAUGCUAUCGGGCCUGUGGGAGGAAAAUCAGGUGGCAGAGAGAGGAUCUUACUGGAAACAGCUAUCCAGUCUGCUCUGAAUUCAGCAGAGUCAAUGGGGUCCAGGUCAAUAGCCAUCCCGUGCAUCAGCUCAGGUGUGUUUGGUGUACCUGUCGCAUUGUGCUCUGACGCUAUUGUAAAUGCUGUUAAGAAGUUUGGCAGUCAGGGAGGGCGAAGGCUGAGUAGAAUCAUUCUAAUUGAUACCAAAGUAGAGGUGGUUAGGGCUAUGCAGGAAGCAUGUGACCGUCAUCUCCACGGGAUAAGUAGCGGAAGCAAGGUACCCAGAGAUCCGGGGUUUCAAAUGGGAGCCACUGCUGGAGCUCCUGAACAUGGCGUCCUUGUGGAGAUUGUUCAGGGAUCUGUGGAGACCCAGCAGGUGGAUUGCCUGGUAACCCCUAUGGUUGGCCAUAAUCCCACCUCGUCUCGUGUUGGAUCAAUUUUGUCACAAAUCGUUGGACCUGAGCUGACUGCAGGGUUUUAUAAGGAAGCAGGAGGGCCAACUUUGCCUGGUGGCACGGUCCUGGUGGUGGGCUUGCCUAGCCUUCAAUCUAAAGGAGUGUUCUUCCUCAACCUUCUUCCCUGGGAUAAUAAUCAACAUGGAGUUGCCAUCCAGGCGCUGAGAUCGGGCAUCAGAACAGUUUUAAAUUCCUGUAAUAUCAGAGGCUUCCGUUCAGUUGCCUUCCCUGUGCUUGGUACCGGUGUUGCCCUGCGUUUUCCACACAGCCUGGCAUGCAAGGUUUUACUCGAGGAGGUCCGAAAAUUUGAACAGGACCGUGUCACCAGAACAUCUCUCCUGGUCCGUUUUAUCAUCCACCCCACUGACAAAGAUUCUAGGAAGGCCUUCCAGUCUGCCCAGGAAACCCUGCGUGUCGGAGGAUUCACUGACGAUGCUGACAAAGCGUCCUUUUACUGCCAUGUUUCCCAAACCGAUAGUGAGGUCACAGCCAUGCUGGGCGGAGUCAAGCUUCAGCUUGUCCGUGGUGACAUCAUUAAUGAGAGGGUUGAUGCCAUUAUCAACACCACUGACUUCAAGAAACCUCUUGGUGUGUCUAAGGCCAUCAUGACUGCAGCAGGGCCCGAUGUCCAAGCACAGCUGGCCCAAAUGGGCAUUCCACCAGACUGCAUGUGCACCACGGGACCCGGCCUCCUUGCCUGCAGGGAAAUCAUUCAUGCAAGCUUCAAGGGUGACACUCAAGUUAUCCGGAAGAAAAUCAAAAAAAUACUGAAGCAGUGUGAGAGCAAAUGCUACAGCUCAGUGGCCUUCCCAGCCAUCAAUACUGGUGAGGCUGGAAUGGACUCUACAGAAGCUUGUAACGCCAUGCUGGAUGGCAUGACCUCAGCCAUCAGCAAAAUGAAACCACAUUCCCUCACACUCAUCCGCAUUGUCAUCCUCCAGCCAUCGGUCUUUCAGGCUUUCAGGUCAGAGCUGGAGAAACGCUUUGGACGAACGGUCGCUCGCCCCCCCGGUCCUAAAGAAAAAGCUAAACAAAUACUUAAGAAGUUGUCAAGAACCCCGAAAACUCCAACAGCUCAAGGCCAAACCUUCAUGUCUUCAAAGCCCCCGCCUGCUGUAAUGAGCGUGAUCAGUUGUGGCCGAGAGACCAUCGGCACAGUCCAAAGAAGCUUGGAGGGGAUCCUGCAGAACCAGCUGGUAGAGAGAGAGGUGGAUGUAGAUCAUGUAUCUAGGCUCGAUGGGAUGGAGCUGGAGGCGGUGCAGGCCAAGGUCAAAGUCUCGGGUAUAAGCCUGGAGUGCAGGAGACGUCCUCAGGGGGAGAACUGCAACCGGGGAGGAAACGCAGCCAGAGCUGGUGAUCCGUCGGGGUCAGGAGGAGAGGUGUAUGUGCUGACGGGCCUCCCAGAGGAGGUGUCCCCCGUCGUUGAACUUGUAAACCGAGCAACCCAAAAGGCCCUUUGCAGAGAACUCCAAGAUAAAGAAGAAGCCAUGAUCGCUUUGGUUGUGCAGUGGUCGAUUCGGGAUGAAAAAGGAACCUGGCAGGAGCUCAGCCUGCACGACAACUACGUGCUGGAGGACGCUCACCUGAAGGGAAAGGUGUCCGUAGAUGUGACGGCACAAGACGGCGGGGAGUUGAAAGUCAACCUAAGGGCACGAGAAGCCACCGAUUGGCAAACGGGCGUCGUGUACGAGGUGAAGCGGAUCGAGUCUGAAUCGCCUUUGGAGUUGCCAGCACAAUGGGAACCGAUGCAUGGAGACGUGUUCAAAAAGGUCACGCUGAACCCCAGUUCAGCAGAGUUCCAGACCGUAGCCAGGGGCUUCUUCAAAACGGCUCCACGCAACAUCCAAAAAAUGGAGCGGUUGCAGAACUACCACCUGUGGAAUGCCUACACUGUGUGUAAGCAACGCAUAUCUAAAAAGAACGACCCCGCAGACCCCGGGGAGAUGUAUCUCUACCACGGCACGUCGGCAGAGUCGUCUCACUGCAUCGAGAGAGGCGGAUUCAACAGGAGCUACGCAGGAGAACGCGUCCUGUUUGGUAAGGGAGUUUACUUUGCGGUGGAUGCAGAGUAUUCGGCAUCGAGAUACUGCCCAGCGGACGCGUCAGGCUUGAGGAGGCUCUACGUGGCUCGUGUCCUGACCGGCCGUUACACGCUCGGGAAACCUUCCAUGAAGAAGACCCCCGCUCGAGGCGCCGACCCCACCGACUGCUUCGACAGUUUGGUGGACAACCAGCAGCAGCCCUCCAUGUUUGUGAUCUUCCACGAUGACCAGGCCUACCCGGAGUACCUCAUCACCUUCACAUGAGAGAAAACCGAGGAGAUCGGCGGUUCGGGGAUGCGCUGGAUGAUGGUAUAAAAGUGGUGGAAGACAAUACCUGCUUUUAGGUAAUGUUUUCUUUUGUCCCCCUGCUGGGUAUUUAUGCUCCUGUUAACUGGCGGAUAAUCAUUAUGAUUUCAUUAACAGUUAUUGUGUAAUCAUAUAUUGUUGGUUGUUGGUUAAUACAUAAUUGGGAAAGAAGUAUUCCUUUUCUUUUUAAUGAUGCAAUACAAGUAGUUUGUUUUCUGCAUAUUAUUCAUUUAAUUGCAUGUAUUAAUAUUACAUAAAAUAUAACAUUUUAAUAAUUCUUGACUCAAACUGAAUGAUUCUCAACAGUUAACAGGCAGGGGUUAAACCAUUUGUGCCAAGGUAAUUGAUUCAUUACAAGAGGUCACACUUUAUUUGGGUAGUACUGUUUGGAUAAAGAACUGUGGUUCGAGUGAGUGCAUAUCAAAUUGUAACCAAAGAAUCCAGAAAAUAUAUUUCAGACAGAAUUUUCUGCAAAUUGUGAAAGAAUACAGGAGUGUGUAUUUGUAACUACACCCAUUGUUGACAGUUUUAGAGAGCUUUUCUUAACAUUGUGAAUAAAUGACAUAAUGAUUGAUGACGUCCAAUAUCAUGGUUGAAUAAUAUAUUUAAUAAAUCAUGGUUUUGGUAUUAUGACGGAUAUGAUGGAAAAAUGUUCUGAAAUGUAAGAUUCAUACCAGAAAAAAAAAUAUUUCAAUAGUUUUUAUUGAAAUAAAAAUCCCAGAAUUAAUUGACA
Molecule: messenger RNA, 5632 nt
Organism: Pungitius pungitius (ninespine stickleback)
Lineage: Eukaryota; Metazoa; Chordata; Actinopteri; Perciformes; Gasterosteidae
Product: protein mono-ADP-ribosyltransferase PARP14-like
Exons: 15
Coding region: 28-4857 (1609 amino acids)
Biological process (GO): negative regulation of gene expression; protein poly-ADP-ribosylation
Cellular component (GO): nucleus; cytoplasm
Molecular function (GO): transcription corepressor activity; NAD+-protein mono-ADP-ribosyltransferase activity; NAD+ poly-ADP-ribosyltransferase activity
Source: RefSeq, a predicted model, not a curated record